Fusarium poae is the source of this 1305-nucleotide messenger RNA. RefSeq lists its product as uncharacterized. NCBI's taxonomy places the organism in Eukaryota, Fungi, Ascomycota, Sordariomycetes, Hypocreales, Nectriaceae. The transcript has 7 exons. The record is from RefSeq and is a predicted model, not a curated record. The coding region runs from base 1 to 1305 and encodes 434 amino acids.
AUGGAACAAUCUCAAUCCCUUGUUUCGCAAUCCAUUCUCAAUAGAGUUACUGGAAGGCCUAGAACAGACGCUGUGGUAGAACUUGAAACUGCAGUUGCCCGGUUCCAGGCCCACCUACAAGACAAUGAGAGAAUCAGGCUGCAGAGACUGAAAACAACCACGCACGAUAUUCAGGCCGUCAUCAUAUUCACAGCUGAGCUUGACCGCUCUGAUCCAACGCGGAGAGAUGCUUUCGUGUCUUCAAACCCAGAGCUGGCGGCCUUGAUAUGGGGGUCUGUCAAAUUGACCUUUCUGAUACUUAGUAAUUUCAUCUCAUACUUUGAAUCCUUCGUGGAGCUUCUACAUGGAUUCAGUAGUCUCUAUGCCAGAUUCUCUGAAUAUCAAAUGUUGUACCAAAACUCUACGGAAUUACGAGACUCGAUUUGUGGAUUCAAUACUGCUAUUAUCACGUGUUGUGAGAAAAUUGUUGCCUUGGCACAUCGAUUAACAAUGACUCAAAUUGCUAAAGCUUUCACAAGCUCGUUCCAGUCAGAGAUGCGACCGUACAUCGAUACCGUCAAGGUGAAGGCAGAAGAUGUCCAGCGCGACAUAGAACUUGUGAAAGCCAAGACCGACCGUCAUGAGCAGGAGAUGCAAAACAAGGAACGAGAAGAGGCGUCUGAAAAUCGAAGUCUAGUAGUUUCAAGCUUGUCACAGAAUUGGAACCAGUUGAGCAAAGUCAGGAAAGACUUCAGAAAAGCCUCCACUGGACAAAAGCAACAUCAAGCUCUUGAAGAAUUGAGUAAUUACAAUCGAAACAUCACAAAUUUGAAUAGUACUCGGAACAAACGCCAUCUACAGACCGCGUUUUGGAUAUUUGAGACACAGGAAUUUAAAGACUGGUAUGCUCUAAAAGAGGCACCCGUUUUGCAUGUCACAGGCAAGAUUGGAUCCGGGAAAACAAUCUUAUCAUCCCGCAUCAUCGAAUUCAUUAAUGACAGUCAAAGUGAAUCCGAAGUCGUCUCUUUCUUCUUCUCCCGCUUUGAUGACUCUGCGAGUCUCGACUGUGAUACUAUCCUCCGGUCACUAGUCUCUCAAUUAGUCUCGCGCCCCUCCUUAUCCAAACUCAUUGAAAGAGAGAAUAUAUAUAGCGAUUUAGAGCUGGCUAGAGACCAAUGCUACUCCCGCGAAUCACUGAAAAACCUAUACCGUCGUUCUAUGGGAAUUGUUGAAAAGUGGUUCAUAGUCCUGGACGGCAUCGAUGAGUGCAACGCAGAAGAGCGACGGGGACUGUUUGAGUUGGCUACACUUCCGGUCACGGUGUAG